Molecule: messenger RNA, 6795 nt
Organism: Falco peregrinus (peregrine falcon)
Lineage: Eukaryota; Metazoa; Chordata; Aves; Falconiformes; Falconidae
Gene: REXO1
Product: RNA exonuclease 1 homolog
Exons: 16
Coding region: 264-3977 (1237 amino acids)
Cellular component (GO): nucleus
Molecular function (GO): nucleic acid binding; exonuclease activity
Source: RefSeq, a predicted model, not a curated record
GGGCGGGCCCCGGCCGCCACUUCCCGCCCCGCCCCGCGCGGCUCAGGCGCGGCUCAGGCGCGCGGCGGGCAGCUCAGUGCGGGCAGCGGCGUCGCGGGGGCCUCGCCGCCGGGCCGGGCGCUCCCAAGAUGGCGGCGGGGCCGGCGCCGGUGGUGUGAGGCGGGAGCGCGUCGUUGCCGCCGCCGCCCGCGCGUCCUCACCUACCCCCUUCUCUCCCUCUUGCCCCGCGCCCCGGUCCCGCUCCCCGCCCCGCAGCCGGCGGGAUGCUGAGAUCCACUGGCUACUUCCGCGGCAUCGACUGCCCCUUCCUCAGCGCCGGCGGGCCGGGGCCGGGCGGGGGCCCUCCGUGCCGCCGGCCCUACUGCCACUUCCGGCACCCCCCGGUGGCGGCGGCGGCAGCGGCGCGGUGCGGAGCCUCUGGCGGCCCCGGCGCGGGGCUGGCCCUCGGCCACGGCGCAGAGCGAGGAUAUGAUCCCUACAAUCCAGAGCUUCCGAGGCCCUCGCUGGAGGCGGAGGAUGGUACUCUGGCUGACAUUGCAGAUGUGACACCCGGUAUUCUGGAGCUGGAGCUGGUCAACAAGGCCAUUGAGGCAGUCAAAAACGAAGUUGAGAGAGAGCAGAAAAAGUAUGAGGAGCUGCUAGAAACAACCAAGGAGUUCAGUGCUUCAGAGGCCUCCUCACUCAUUUCGAAUACACCCAUAUCGGCUGCUGGGACACAAAAUGAUUCAUUUACCUCCUUAGAGUAUAAUCCAGGUAGCUACAGCUUUAAUAAUAACUCUGACUACAACCCUACUCCUCUUGCUGCUGCUAGCCAGUCAAGUAAAUACACUUUGGAUACUUCCCGAUCUAAAGGUAGCUCGCUGGAAUAUGUUCCCAAGUCUGUAGUACAGAAUAAGAAAUACAGUAGCACUGUCACUAACAAUAAAUAUGUGAUUGAUGACUCUAAGCCUUCUACAGACUUGGAAUAUGACCCACUUUCAAAUUACUCAGCCAGGCUUUUGAGCAAAGCCACAACAAAGGACCCAAAAGGGUCUAAAAGGGGUAGGGUGCCCAGUUAUGAGGAAUCUUACUCUCCUUCACGGAAGAAGCUCUGUGAAGUACCCGAUGACUAUGAAGUGUGUGCCAGGUUCUCUUCCUCUGAAGAUGAGGCUGAUGUGGAAUAUAAACCAACUUCCGUUAGUUCACAAUCAAAAGCCGGUUCUGAAAGUGAGUCAAACGACGGGUUAUCCAACAAAGAGCAGAGCACCAAACUGGAUGGCGCUGCUUCCCAGGAUAGCAAAGAAGCGGCAGUGCAGUAUGGUGGGGAAGACCUUCCAAGUUCACAGAAAAAUCUUGCCAAAAACUUAUCAGACAAGAAUGCAAAAGCAGGGAAAUUGUGUUCUGGUAAGAAUGACCAGGAAAUUGAAAAUAAAAACAAAGACUCAAAAGACAAAACAAAAAGGAAGAAAUCAGAUGUUAGUAAACCUGGCCUCAGUGAUGUUGGUAAGAAGGAGAAGAGUAAAAAUACAGGAAAAGUGCUCAAGAAAGAAGAUAAAUUAAAAACCAAGAAUGAAGAGAAAAACUGCAAAGAUAAAAGUGUCAGACUGAAAACGGAUGGGAAUUUAAAGAAACCUGAAAAACAGAAGUCAGAAAAAGUGGAUGGGCUUAAGAAAGAAAAAUCCAAGUCUGCCAGCAGUAGUUCAGGGAAAAGCAAGAGCGAGAGUGUCGUCAAAGGCUCUAGCCCAGAGAAGCUGGGGAGCAGCAAGAAAGACUCCAAGCUGAAAACAGAUGAUGUGAAGAAUGGUAAGGAAACUUCUGGUCGUAAAAACAAAGAGAAAGGGACCAAGACUUCAGCACUAGAGCGAAAGAAAGAAAAGGUCAGUUCUACAGGAAAAGGAGAUCUGAAGAAGGGUCAGAAGCAGCAGAGUUUGAGUCACGUUGACCUGUUUGGCGAUGAGAGUGGAGAUGACGAUGACAAAGGCCGGCCUUUGCCAUCCACAUUACUUGACGUGAGCUCAGACGGUGAAGACUGUGGUUCAGAGUCUGAGAGUGAAAAUGAAGGGACAAAGAAAGUGAAACGCUCUAAAUUGUCGAAGUCGUCAUCGUCAUCUUCCUCGACAUCUGAUGACAUUGAUUAUUCCAUCCUUGAGAAGGACUUGGACUUUGAGACAGAUCCAAUGGAAGAGUGUCUCAGGAUUUUUAAUGAAUCUACAGAUGUGAAAACUGAAGACAAGGGAAGACUGGGGAAACAGCUAUCCAAAGAGGAAGGAAGCGAAGAAAAGACGGAAGAUAAUUUAACUACCUUGUUUCCUGGCCAAAAAAGAAGGAUCUCUCAUCUUGUCAAACAAGGAAAUGCAGAGGUCCCGAGCAAGCCCGUAAUCCGGCCGUACCGUCCCCCCACUGCUCAGGAGGUCUGUUACCAGAGGAUCCAGCUGGCUCAGCAGCAGGCGGCACAGCUGGCUGUGGCCGUUCAAAAGGCCUCUCUUUCUUUGCCAGGAGAAAAGAAGAGGAUUGCUCACGUGCCAAAUGUAGCCCUUUCCACAGCAGCCAAACAAAGCCUCGUGAGUACCAAGACGACUGUUGCUGGUAGGAGUGUCACACCUUCCAAUGACUCUGAAGCACCCACCCUUUCUCUGAAGGCUUGCACCUUAGCUGGGAUGGCUUCAAAGACCACCAGCACCAUUGUGCCGAAAAGGAUAGCACACGUUCCCUCCUUACAGAGCGCCAGCUUACAGAGGCCUGUUAUUCCCACAGAAUUUGGUGCUAAAGUCCCGACAAACAUUCGUCAAAGAUAUCUCAAUCUCUUCAUUGAUGAGUGCCUGAAGUUCUGCUCCUCCUCUCAGGAAGCGUUUGACAAGGCUCUGUCAGAAGAGAAGGUGGCUUAUGAACGUAGCACCAGUCGCAACAUCUACCUGAAUGUGGCAGUGAACACCUUAAAGAAGCUCCGAAGCCUAGUGCCCAAUUCCCCGUCCAGUACGAACAAGACAAGUAACAAGAAAGUGGUGUCCCAUGAAGCUGUGCUGGGAGGGAAGCUUGCUGCUAAGACAAGCUUUACUCUGAACCGGUCAGGGAGCUUGAGAGCAGAGGAUUUAACAGGAGCUGCCUUGUACCGGCGACUAAAGGAGUAUCUCAUGACUGAGGAGCAGCUAAAGGAAAAUGGUUACCCAAUGCCUCACCCAGAGAAGCCCGGCCGAGCUGUCCUCUUCACUGCAGAGGAGAAGAAAACGAUUGACUCUUCCUGCAGGAUUUGUUGUCGCUGUGGCACUGAGUACAUGGUCUCAGCCUCUGGAAGCUGCAUUCGCAAAGAGGAGUGUGUCCAUCACUGGGGCAGGCUGCGCAAGCAGAGAGUGCCAGGUGGAUGGGAGACACAUUACAGCUGCUGCUCAGGAGCUGUGGGUUCACCAGGCUGCCAGGUUGCUAAACAACACGUCCACGAUGGGCGAAAGGAGAGCCUUGAUGGCUUUGUGAAGACUUUCGAGAAGUUGCCUACAACUGAAGGCUACCCUGGAAUCUACGCGUUAGACUGUGAAAUGUGCUACACCAAGCAAGGACUGGAGCUGACAAGGGUAACUGUGAUCAACUCUGACCUGAAAGUGGUAUAUGACACCUUCGUCAAACCAGACACCAAGGUGGUGGACUAUAACACCAGAUUCUCAGGUGUGACAGAAGAGGACCUGGAGAACACUAGCAUCACCCUGCGGGAUGUCCAAGCCGUCCUACUGAACAUGUUCAGUGCAGAUACCAUAUUGAUAGGGCACAGCUUGGAAAGCGACUUAUUUGCACUAAAGCUUAUUCAUGGCACAGUGGUGGAUACUGCAAUCGUCUUUCCCCACCGGCUGGGUUUGCCUUACAAACGGGCUCUCCGGACGCUGAUGGCAGACUACCUCAAGCGCAUCAUCCAAGACAAUGUGGAAGGGCACGACUCCAGCGAGGAUGCCAGAGCUUGCAUGGAGCUGAUGGUCUGGAAGAUCAAAGAAGAUGCUAAAGUGAAACGAUGACUUGCGCUUUCUCUCUCUCCUGUUCCUCCUCCACCUCUUUGAAGCAGUGCAAUAAAUGCUCAGAGUAACACUGUCCACCUGUACGCAGCAGCAUGCUACCCCAGACUCCCCGUGCACUCACAGGUAUCUAUGGGACUUCAGAACUGCUGCUGGCAUAGCUGAACGGCACCAGCUCACUGCUUGCAGGUCUCUGUGUCCAGAUAGUGGCUCUCAGAUCCUCUUUGCUCCACCUGAGGGAUACUCUGUGGUAAACAAUUGCCUUGUAGGCAUGGCAAGGUGGUUUUGAGUAGCCCAAACAGAGAGAACUUCUUGGUUCCUAGGAGAAGCUUUUAGAGGUAGGUUGGGUAUGUGCAGAAGGAUCUUUCUGGUUCAGUUAAAGGUAGAUACUUGUGGUUUUUUUUCCCCAAAUGUAACUUAAAUUGCCUCUGUACUCCAAAGCUGGUAGAUUCCCGCAAUGUUUGGGGAUGGGGGAGGUGGAAGAAGGUUUGGCAGGAAGCUGUAAAGUGAGUGGAUUGCGUAGCUGGUGUGUGAAUGGCAAGCGAUGGGUGGCAAGAGCCAAGGAUCAAGCCAUCUGGAAGGAGAUGCUAGUGCAGUCCCACUGUGGAGGAGAAAGCCAGAGCUGCAGGAGAGGGAGGCUGUCUCUGAGAGCGCAUGGUGGGAGCAGCAGGUCGGAGAGGAAUGUGAUGGGGUCAAGGGAGUUACUGCCUGCUGCGAUCCAGGGGAUCUGUUCAGUGAGGGCUGGCAUCCUGGUUCUGCAGUCGCUGCAAAGGGGGGAAACCGCAAGUGUCAGCCCUUGCCUAGACCUCAGGGAGCCAUGUGUGUAGUGGUGGGGCCAGGACAAACUGGGCUCCCAGAGCCAAGCAGCAGCCUGCAGCCUUCCAGGAGAGGAGCUGUGCUGGGGAGGACAGUGGGAGGAGCAGGCAUCGUGUCUUUGUGGGUUUGGGCAAACUGUCCUUCCCUGAGCUUCCAGCAUGUCUCCAGCAAGCUUGUAUGUAGGGAUCAAGGUUUUGGGGGGGACCAAGGUGCAGGUGAGAUUGCAGUUAAGGGUGGCCCCUGCAGCCUGCAGGACUUGCCACCAGUCUGUUCCUGAUACCAGGGACUUGAUGCAGGCAAAAGCAAAAGCAAUAGGUACAAAUUCUUCUUUAAGAAGAGCAAAAGACCCUGUUAUUGUCUGUCUGGCCCCCUGGACAAAAGCAACUUGAGAGUGUUUCUCACACUCGUGGCAACGGGGGCAGGAGCGCAGGCAGCCUGGGUGGCUCUGGUGGUCUCUCUUCGCCCAGGCUCUGUUGCUGUCGGGGGGAACAACAGGGCAGAUCCAAGUGGUCCCUGAUAGAUGAGGGCUUUUAGCUGAGGUGCAGGCAGCGGCUCAGCCCUGUUACUAGAACAGCGAUCACCUCGCCCCUCCCCAGCAGGACUGGCAUUGCUUCCCUGUGGUGGCUGGUGUGGUGCUGGCCCCCGUCCCUGGCGCGAGCUGGCUGUGUUGCUCUGGUGGCAGCGGGGCAGGGCAGCUGCUGGGUUUUGGUUCUUCUUGGACCUGGGUCCGGCUUGCUGCUUUGUAGCCCUGCUGGCAGCGCUGGGCUCAGAGCCUGGGGCUGUGCCGUGUGGCCCCAGCACAUCCUGCUGACCUGUCCCACCUGGUGGCCAGCGCGGAGGUGGGGGCAGGGCUGGGCUGUGUGCCAUGUGCCAUGUGCAGGAUGUCCGGCUCGGGCCCCUCUGCGGGGGCUGGAGGGUGCUGGUGUGUGUGCGAGCCCUGGGGGGCUCCCUGCCCUGCUGCUGCCCUCAGGGGUGAGGAUGUGGCUCCAGUGCCUGACCUCUGCCAGGCCCUCCUGAAGCCACCAGGAGUCAUGGGGACUGCGAGGGCUCCUGUUCCUGCUGAGCCCUCCCGUGUUCCCUCUGGCAGGCAGUGGCGUGGGCUCCCAGCCUGGUGCUUACCCCAAAUUCAGGCCGCGCAGCUCCCUGCCAGCGCUCCGUAGGGCACGCCGCAGCCAGCUCUCCUCUGCCAAGCGCUGCCGUCUCCUUCCCUGCCAUGGGGCUUCCGCGUGCAGCAGCCUUGGGACACCUUGUGCUGUCCCCCUCUCCCCCCAUCGCCUGCAGGGAACGACGCUGUUCCUGCCCAGGCCCUGGGAGAGACGGAAAGUUCAGUGCUUCCUAACCAGGGAGGGAAGGUUUGUUCCUGCUUCUGCCUCUUUCCCUUGUUUUCCCCCCCCCCGUUUAUCUUCACCCCCGGCUGCAGUGACAGCGUCCCUGGAACAGCUUGCCAAUCUACUGUGCAGCCACGUUAGAUUUCAAAGCCAGCCCUUGCCUUGAGGUUCCCCUGUUGCUUGACAGGCAGUGCCAGCUCCCUGGCUCUCCUGCAACCACCGCCUCGCCCAGAAAAGCCAGUACACUUCUAACGCGGAUCUGGGGUGCUGGUGUCCCGCUUGGGGUGCUGGUUGCUUGACUUGAUCCCAGUGCCUGGCCUCGGGGGAGGUGGAAUGUCGCUGCAAGGCGUGUUCCUCCAGGCAUGUGUCCUGCCAGGGCAGGGGACCUCACUCGUUUCCCCACGGUUCAGCUGGGACCCCUGAAAAUAAGUUUUUUUUGGGUGGGGGGUGUUGCCUGGCUUGUGGGAUGUUGGUGGGAAGGCUGACAGCUCCCACCCGUGCGGCUGGUGUGGGGCGGAGUGGGAGCCGGACCCACGGGCUGCCCUUGCCUCCACCCCUGGGCACCAUAACACUGUAAAACCAGAGGCUUGUGGUUGGUAAGAGGUUUUUGGGUUGUACAUAACUAUUGUAACCUGUAACUUUUUGUAAUUGUUUUUAAUAAAAGGGUGUUGACUAGA